Messenger RNA from Malaya genurostris, 3493 nucleotides. Its product is annotated as peroxisomal acyl-coenzyme A oxidase 3. The record is from RefSeq and is a predicted model, not a curated record. Gene Ontology annotation, cellular component: peroxisome. NCBI's taxonomy places the organism in Eukaryota, Metazoa, Arthropoda, Insecta, Diptera, Culicidae. Gene Ontology annotation, molecular function: pristanoyl-CoA oxidase activity; FAD binding; fatty acid binding. Bases 532 to 2616 code for a protein of 694 amino acids. Gene Ontology annotation, biological process: lipid homeostasis; fatty acid beta-oxidation using acyl-CoA oxidase. The transcript has 7 exons.
GUUAGUCUGAGCUGUGCGUUCCACUCGUUCGCAUGGGUAUCGCGAUCUAUCGACCGCAGAAAUAGGAAGAACCUGUGCUUAUCACGCAUUAGAUGGUGUCUGUGUCCGGCAUUUGGAGAAAAUAACCUGAACCGGCUUCUGUAUGUGCAACGUUUUCCGGCUUCCCACGAGCCUGGAGUGUAAUUCUUUGUUUUAAUUAUUUGAUUUUUCUGUGUUUCUAAUUUUCCGUGUGUAUUUCAUUGAAGCUAGCGUUUUUUUCUGCUUCUGGUCUUUCUGAUUCGGGUCUAGGAGAAUGCUAGAAUGCUAUUCGAAGGGAGAAAUGUGAUUCUGGAUGAUAAAUGUGUGUGCAGCUGUGGAUAUUUGAUAUAACUUACAGUGGUGCCAAAUUUUUCAGUCGUCACUGGAUUGCAGUUCAUUGAGAUAGGAUUGUGAAAAUUUCUGAUCUGAUCUGUUAGUAAAAGCAAAGAAUAUUUGAAUUACCGAUAGCUAAAUAGCCACAUCGAUUCAGCUCUAUCAUCGUUCAGCAAUAGAAUGACGAAAGAUGGUGAACGCGGUGUCGUACCUGACCUCCCACGUGGCCCUUUGUGUGAAUACCGCAACCGGGCCAAAUUUAACUGGAAGGAGUUCAAGAUGGUACUGGAGGAUCCAAAAUUAACAAAUAUAAAGUACAACGUAUGGCAUCGGUUGGAAUCAGAACCACUGUUCACCCCGUUAACGUCAACCCUCUCCGUGGAUGAACAGAAGGAACGUGCAGCCAAACAGGUCAAUCGAAUCGCAGAUCUGGAACUGGCGCCUGCGGAGAUCUACUCCUCGGAUUACAAAUAUCGGGUUCGCUAUCUGAUGAGUAUCAACGAAGCGCUGCACGCCGUCUGUCCCAGCAUGUCGGUGAAAAUUGCUUUGGGAGUGGGUUUAUUCACAAACUCCCUGCUGGCAAUGGGAACCGAAAGACACUCCGCCAUCUACAAUGCCGCGUGGAAUAGAGAGAUCAUCACCUGUCUAGCCAUCACGGAAGUUAGUCACGGUAGCAACACCAAACGAUGUCGGACCACGGCCACCUACGACCCCGAAACGCAGGAGUUUAUCAUCAAUACGCCCGAUUUUGAAGCGGCCAAGUGUUGGGUGGGAAAUCUCGGCAAGACGGCAUCAAUCGCUCUGCUGUUUGCAAUUCUCUACACAAGCGACGGUCAAAAUCACGGACUUCAGGGAUUCCUGGUGCCAAUCAGAGAUCCUAAAACGUUACUGACCUACCCGGGAGUUAUCGUUGGUGAUAUCGGUGAAAAGAUCGGCCUCAAUGGAAUCGAUAAUGGGUUCGUCAUGUUCAACAACUAUCGAAUACCGAGGGAGAAUAUGUUGAACCGGGUGGGAGACGUUACACCGGAGGGUGUCUAUGAAAGUACAUUCACGGAACCAGGAAAAAUUUUAGGAGCAGUACUGGAAUCGUUCUCAGCCGGUCGGCUGGGGAUAAUGCAAGAAUCGUCCAACACACUCUCGCAUGCAGCCGUUAUCGCAGUUCGGUAUGCUGCGCUAAGGAAACAGUUUGGUCCGGAAAAGGACGGACCGGAACAGUCAAUUAUCGAGUAUCAGUUACACCAAUGGCGAAUCUUCCCAUAUCUGGCAGCGGCUUGUAUUCUUAAGGUGUCAGUAUUUACCCUCACCGAGAUCUACCUGGAAACGGUACAGAAAUCUCAAGCAGAAUCCAAUGGUUUCGAGCUGUUGACUCAGAUCGUGUCUGAAAUCCAUGCUUUGGUGUCUUCCUCGAAGCCACUGGUGACGUGGACGGCCCGGGAUGCUAUACAAGAAUCGAGGGAGGCGUGUGGCGGACACGGAUACUUAAAGGCGGCAAAUCUUGGCGAACUGAGAAACAACCACGAUCCCAGCUGUACUUACGAAGGCGAUAACAAUGUGCUGGGACAGCAGGCGUCCAAUUGGUUACUGAGACAGUGGAAAGGAUCGAAGGUGGAGAGUCCGGUGGGAUCGGCUAAUUUCAUCGAGCGAAGAGAGCUCAUCCUGAAGAACUCUUUCGAAGCGAUUUUGGCUGAGAACUGUAGGAUAGAUAGUUCUGAAUUCAUAACCCAUUGUUAUGAGUGGCUCAUGUGCUGGCUACUACAUUCAACCAACGAACAGUUCGAGCGUGUCGAGCAGAACGAAGCGGACAGGUUCAAAGCCAGAAACGAUUCGCAAGUGUACCGUGCGAGAGAUCUGAGCAGGGCAUACGCAGAAUACAACGCAAUGGAAAGUUUCAGAUCCCGGUGCCAGCGAGGUGACGUGCCGACGGACCUGAAGUCAGUGUUAUUCAACGUUUAUCUUCUGUACGGAAUGUGGUGCAUCGAUCAUCAUCUGGCUUCCUUUUAUGCGGGUGGUUUCGCUGCGGGACCACGGUUUGCCGAUGCCGUACGGGGUUCUUUACUGCAGGCCUGUGCCCAGUUUAAGGAUUCCGCUGUUGCUGUGGCCGAUGCGUUGGCUCCACCGGAUUGGGUUCUAAACUCCGUACUGGGAAAAUCCGACGGACGGCUGUACGAAAACAUUCAGAGCGUCUUCAUGACGAAUCCGGGAGCGAUGGAACGAGCCUCCUGGUGGAAGGAUAUCAUUCCGACUAAGAUGAAAUCAAAGCUGUAAUGGAUGCCAGCGGGUAUCAAUCAAAAGUUUCCAAACUACGGGUUGAGAAAGGCGUAAGAAAUAUGAGGAGCGAACAGGACACCGACAGUGACAUAGGUUUUGUGCAAUGAAUGAGGCGUUGUUUCGAUCGUUUGAACGAGUUGUAGUGUAUCCUAAUCCUACCUCCACCUGGGUAAAAAAAAAUGAAGCUGUGAACCAAUUGAGACAUGCACAAUAGAAAUAGACUUCUAUCUCACCGUGUUGUUGUGCGAAAAUCGUUUAUGAUCUUUUUUAUGAUUCUCUUACACAUGAAUAUCUCUACCAACGAACCACAUAAGAAUGGUUGAAAAUCAACAAACUGUGUCUUAUUUUCAAAAUCUGAAUAUUUAUAUGCUGAAACGAAGCAAAUUUUAGGAAACAAAGAUAAAAAAAACUCUUCCUAUAUACACCCUUGAGAAUUUUAUGAUCGUUACUGUAUUUAUCACUAUAUCAAAUCUCGCUUUACAUUGCUGUUACUAGUUUUUUUUUCAAUCAAUAUAAGAGGAAAGUUAGAAACUUCUGUUAUCUACAUAUCUGUUUACUUUAUCUGCGAAUGUUAGCUGAUUUUCUCAUUACUUUUUUCCAUUGUAUAUGUUUACUCAUUUUGAUAACGUAUAUGUUACUGUCCAACUAGAGCGAUUCCUUGUAUGUUUUGGAACAUUGAGUAGGAAAAUAACUUGUUGUUUAUUAGUAUCGCUUCUACAAUCUGGUCGACAUCUCUUUAUUCCCGAUAGCGAUUCUCAGUGUGAUGAUGUAUUGAGACAGUAUUCGUUGUAUUUGUCAUGAAUGUGCAAAAAAAAUGUAACCAUAAACCGAACAUAUGCUGUGACGAAAUAAAGAAACGUGUGCGAUAAGCUGU